AAGUUUUGUUUUCUGGGUGUUGGGUUUCUUAUUGUAAACAAAUUUACAUCAAUUUUACGCCAUCUCGUUGCCGAUUUUGUAUAAGUUUUGAGGUAGUGAUCUGUCGUUCAAUUAAUACACGAUGAACGAAGUCGAAGCGUGCAUGAAGAAGGGAUGUAUUUGGAAAACUUUACCGGAGCAGAUUAAAUCGGCGUUGAGUCAUUCAAAAGAGGAAUAUGACCGCAUGUUGUUCAACUACAGUAUUCGUAACCAGCUUCGAUACAAAACAUCAGCCGUACGCCAUGUUUUUGAUGAUGAAAGAGCAUAUUACAACAAACUAAUGAACCAUAGUAGACGACAUCUUAUGCUGUAUCCAUAUCAUUUGCAAGAAAAAAUGAUUGGUUUACGUGUCACUCCGUUUUCAUAUUACUUAACCAUGAUGGAAGGUAUUAUGAUGCAAAUCAAAAGUUACGAUUCACUUCCUAACUUUACUGCUGCUGAUUGUCUCCGUGUGCUUGGGAUUGGACGUAACCAAUAUAUUGAGUUAAUGAACAGAUGUCGUUUGAACCGAAAGUUCAAGAUAAUGUCAAUGAAGAGAAUUGUAAAUGUGCGGGAAUAUCUGCCAAUAGUUCCUGUAGAUAUCCCGUUACAACCGUGGUGGAUUGUGUGCGUGGGGUUUAUUACGGAAGAAGACAUGAAAGGAUGUAGUCCCAGGAUGCAGGAUUUGAUUGACAGCUUGAUAGAUUGUGGACCUCGCAUAGCAAGCAGCAUCAGUAUCAACCUUAUACAUAGUUUGUACACCAGAGGUCUCAUCUACCUUCAUAUUCCUAUUGAAGAUUCAACGAGAAUUUACGUCCCGCCACUCGAGGGUUUUGUCAUGAACCGAGUCCUCGGAGAUUACCUUGAAACGUUGCUUUAUAAGAUCUUUAUCUCGAUCGACGAACGAACAACAGUUGCCGAACUCUCACAGAUUCUUGAUACGAGCAAAUCUAUGGUUAAGAGAGCAAUUUCUCUUUUCUGUCGUUUGGGAUUUGCGCAGAUUCUCACCAACGAUGAACCAACUACAGUUAAGAUGCAUUAUACAUGGAGGGAAAAACUUCAGCAAGAUUCAACGCUACACAAACAUUCGAAAAUUUCAGACUCUGGAUCAGACAAUAUUAGUAUACCUGGAAAGUCGGAUGGGAAACUUCUAACAUGGAGUAUUGAUCACGAUACUUUAUCCAUGGAUUCACUUAUAAUGGAUGACUUGAGUGAUGCGUUCAGCCAAACAAGCCUUCCCACCCCCACCUCACCCAUUCAUCACCCUUGUCGCCAUGGGAAACGUAUAAUGUUUCUAUUUGAUUCAUCGUUAACUGCGUUCCUCAUGAUGGGAAAUCUAUCCAAUGGUUUAAAGAACCACGCAGUAACAUUAUACGAGGUUGGCAAACUAACUGAUGAAUCACUCGAUAAUUUUGUCCACGAGUUGGACGCGAUACACACCAUGCCAGGGUGGGAGGGGGAAGCAAGGAGAUACCAACAACAUGCUCUUGUGUUAAGAUCAACAAUACUUUCCCUUCGACAAAACAAACAACUGACGCAACACUUGAGUGAUAAUGAUGAUUAUGACAUCACAGAAGCAGGCAUCGGACUUGAUCUCGUACGAUCGGAAAGUUUGACGAGUCUUGACCGACCAACCAUGAAUAGGUUGCUUAAUAAGAACUACCACAUAGCCAUAGCAAUGUCACCCCUCAGCGAAGUCGGAAUAAUUUCCGAUUCUGAUUCGUUCCACAUGAUCGGGCCUACGUCACCCGUUAUCGCCUCCGUGUGGAUGAAGUUAUACAUCUACGAGGUUGUCGGAUCCGGUCCCGUUUCCGUGCUUUUCCCGAUUCAAUCGCAACUUUCUUCACUGCCAGAUGUAUUUAAUGAUUACGAUGAGUUAUUAGUGACCUCAUUCACCCAUGAACCAGUGGUGGCGAGAUCAUCCAACGUGAUGUUCAUGAUUCAUGAAAUACUUCAUAACUCACCAGUUCUUGUGCAGGGAUACAGUCGUAAGAAUUGUCGCCCACGGAAGGUUUACGUCCCGUUCCAUCUUGCCUCAGAUCCCCAUGGAACAGGUGAUGCGGGAGGAUCUUCCAUCCUCGCAAGAUUAUCUGAUAAGUUAUCACUUCAACAUACAUGUGGAUACGUUACUCUGCUCAAUAAUUUAAGCUCGAAAUCCAGUGAAGAUAAAAAUGAAGCUGAAGAUGACUAUUGUUUGUUGGAUAUUAACUUUGGAAUUCCACUUUUUGAUGAAGCACUCAACCAUGAAGUAUGCAGUGGGUUUGUUGCUUCUAAUAUUUGUAGCAACGCAAGUUUGAAGUUGCUUGCUCAAUUCAAUGAAAAGUUGUUAAAAGACGUCACAUCAUUUAUUCAGUCUCAAAACGAGUGGCGUGACCCCUCCGUCCACCCAAAACUAACGAUGACAAAACAUAAAAACAAAGUUCCGUUUCCGAUGUCCACACUAAUAUUUGACGGCAGUAAAGUCCAUUCAUUGAAGCGGAACAAAUAACAACGCAUCCCAUGUAGCACCCUGUGCAAUAUCCUUACAGUGUUGCCAUUUUCAAAACGCCUGCACUGCGCUUAUACCAAAUGAAGCAUGCUCGUGAAACACUUUUUUUUCGCAUGCAAUUGUGCCAUAAGCGAGUUGUUCUCGCUCGUUUUUUUCCAGACGCAAUAUUUUUGUAAUGAAAGCUUGCCUUUCCAUAUAAACGUACACAUCAGCCGCGUAAAUAAUUGUUUGCGUAUACAUAACAACGUGUAUCACUGGAUAUUUUAUUUUAUUGCAAUAAACGAUACGGAAUUUCUUCA
Messenger RNA from Ciona intestinalis (vase tunicate), 2805 nucleotides. Lineage: Eukaryota; Metazoa; Chordata; Ascidiacea; Phlebobranchia; Cionidae. The record is from RefSeq and is a predicted model, not a curated record.